UGGAGAUUGUAGAAUAUAUUAGAAAGCUAAAAACGGUGCUACUGUACGCUACCGGUAAACUGAUCUCUAGAAAACCAGGGCCUGGUCUCUGUUCUGGAAGAUGACAAUCUUGCAGCCAGCACCAUCAGUGGGUCAAGUGGUCAGGUUAUUUAUCGCUAGUGGCAGUAAGUCAGAUUUGGAUGUUUUACGCAAGACAUGUUUGGUACUAUCCGCUACAAUAAAGACACCAAGGACUACGAGCACUUCAAUCUCUCCACACAACCCCCAGGGCAAGAUGCUCGUGGGUAUACCUUGGUUGCCUGUGAUCGGUGCCGCACUCGCAAGCUCAAGUGUACCGGCGAAGAAGGGGGCUGUGGCAGAUGCCGAGCAGCGUCCACGGUCUGCAAAUACACGAUGAACACUCCCAAUAGAGCCCAGCGAGCGAGAUCAUCGGAGCGUCGGUCUUCAAUAUCGCCUGAGACCUCCAUGUUGAAUAUGGGGCAUACUAAUCAUCCUGCCCCUCGACUAAGAUCAAAUUCCCCAAAACAACCGAGCACAAAUACGGCUUCCACAGGUGUCUAUCCACAGCCGUCCGGGGGCGGAUCAGUGCCACCCGCUCGGGGCAGUGACUUGCUACCACCAACACCGCUAUCAUCUCAAAGACCCGAUGCCACUGGAAACACAACAGUUUGCGAUAUGGACACAAGUUCAUUGCUAACUUUUGAUACACCGGAUCAGCUGGCUCUAGAAGAUUUCAUGGUUCCAGAGCUGGAUGUGUAUCUCGCCGCUACAAAUGGGAUGGAACUCUCGGGUUUGGAUGUUAGCUCUGGUGUGAUACCUUCGCAGCCGUCCGUAACAGAUGCAGGUUCCUCGAUUGCUGGUGGGAGGGCUAUUUCUGCGGGCCCCGUUUCCGCCCACAUUCCGAUGAACCGCGGCUUGAACCGCACAGCAGACUGCAACUGCCUUCCAAAUCUCGUCGAACUACUGGAACGGCUGGGUCUACUAGAGGUAGACCAGAUAGGGGUUGAUGUACACUUGCUAUGCCUGAGGUCGGCCGUAUGUAUUUGCAACAAGACUAUCUCCUGCAGGACAUGUACCGCUUGCUUUGAUAAUCCGAUCCUCCUCGCGACAAUCUCACAGAGUUUGGCUACUAUUGCAGAGCAUGUGUAUCGUUCAUGCGUACAUCUACGGGAUCCUAAAUUUCCCAGUCGAACUUGGGAGGAGAAGGAGAUCAUAUGGGGAAAUUACCAAACAGGCGAUGUCCUCGAAAGUGCUAUCUGGCUUGGACGGUACCGAGUCGAAAGUCCCAUAUUACGGAAUACGAUGGUUUGUGAGGCCGGUGCGAUGCAUCUAGCUGAGCUCCAACAGAUGUUGGAAUUGCUGAGGGGUCGACUAGGACCGAGUCGGGUCGCAGUCACGCAGGUGUCUAGAGCGGGGGAGAGUACGUCUACCUUUCUCAUCGCGCUUCAUGAGCUGUCAAGAAGUGUUUAGGGAAAUUCAUGUUGGCAGUAGUUAGCUUUUGAUAAAAGGCGAAUAACAAUAUAGAGGAAUGGC
This is a messenger RNA of Aspergillus campestris IBT 28561, 1533 nucleotides long. RefSeq names its product Zn(II)2Cys6 transcription factor domain-containing protein. Gene Ontology annotation, biological process: regulation of DNA-templated transcription. The record is from RefSeq and is a predicted model, not a curated record. The coding region runs from base 196 to 1470 and encodes 424 amino acids. Lineage: Eukaryota; Fungi; Ascomycota; Eurotiomycetes; Eurotiales; Aspergillaceae. Gene Ontology annotation, molecular function: zinc ion binding; DNA-binding transcription factor activity, RNA polymerase II-specific. The transcript has 2 exons.